Molecule: messenger RNA, 3298 nt
Organism: Aspergillus wentii DTO 134E9
Lineage: Eukaryota; Fungi; Ascomycota; Eurotiomycetes; Eurotiales; Aspergillaceae
Product: snoRNA-binding rRNA-processing protein DIP2
Exons: 3
Coding region: 188-3070 (960 amino acids)
Biological process (GO): maturation of SSU-rRNA
Cellular component (GO): Pwp2p-containing subcomplex of 90S preribosome; small-subunit processome
Molecular function (GO): snoRNA binding; protein binding
Source: RefSeq, a predicted model, not a curated record
GGCUUUGGUGUUUGGGCCUUGGAAUUGGGGGUCGUCGACAAGCUGGCGAUCGCAGGCGGUGGGGAGCCCCGAUGGUCGCUGUCGCCGCCCGUAGUGCCGCUCCCGCCGCUGCGAUUAUUAUCGAUAGCAAAUCGCCGUCGGAGCUCCCAAAUUUUUUUUUUCGCUGUCAGUGUCGGAUGCCUCAACGAUGGUGAAGUCUUAUUUGAAAAUCGAGCACUCGAAUACUUUCGGGCUCGUUGCGUCCUCAUCGUCGAAUGCGAUCUGGGCCCGAGACGAUGAACUCGCAGGCAGUGCACGCCGUACAGGCGCAGGACGGGCAAUUGUAGGUGCCAGUGAGGAGGUUUUAUGUUGGGAUGUGAAGAAAGGAGAGCUGCUUGGUAAAUGGCGGGAUGUCUCGUGCAAGGCGCAGGUCACUGCAAUUACCCAGAGCAAGACCGAUGAGGAUAUUUUUGCGGUCGGUUACGAGGAUGGCAGCAUUCGUCUUUGGGAUUCGAGAACCGCUACGGUCAUUAUUUCGUUCAACGGCCACAAAUCCGCCAUCACCCAACUUGCCUUCGAUAACGCAGGUGUGCGCCUGGUCAGCGGUUCUAAAGACACAGACAUCAUCUUGUGGGACUUGAUCGCCGAAGUUGGUCUGUUCAAGCUUCGUGGACACACUGAUCAGAUUACAUCGCUCCAUUUCGUCGUUCCAUCCAUCGAGCUGCUCAAUGCCGCUGGCUUGAGUGACCAUGCAGGAUUCCUUUUGACUACCGGCAAGGACGCGCUGAUCAAGGUCUGGGAUUUGGCUUCGCAGCAUUGUAUCGAGACACAUAUCGCACAGUCGAAUGGAGAGUGCUGGAGCUUGGGUCUAUCGCCGGACCAGAGUGGCUGCAUUACCGCAGGAAACGAUGGAGAACUCAAGGUGUGGUCGAUUGACGAGAGCGCCAUGAUUGAAAUAUCCAAGGAGAAGGUGGGGGCAGAUGACCGCAGGAUUCUCACAAACCGAGGGACGUUUUACCGGAAUGGCAAGGACCGCACCAUCGGUAUCAGCUUCCACCCCCGUUCGGAUUACGUUGGUUUUCACGGCUCGGAAAAGUCAGUGGAAAUCUGGAGGAUUCGCUCGGAAACCGAGGUGCAGAAGAGUCUGGCGAGAAAGCGCAGAAGGAGAAAGGAGAAGGACGCUCAGCGUGCUGAAAAGGAGGGAGCCGUUGCGGAAGUCGACAAUGACAAGCCAGAGGAUGUGUCUUCUGCCCCGGUAACAGAGGUCUUUGUAUCCCACGUCAUUGUUCGAACCGGUGGAAAGGUCCGCUCGUUCGAUUGGAUCAGGACCAAAUCCAGCGGCAAUAUCCAACUGAUCGCAGCAACAACCAACAACCAGCUCGAGGCCUACAGCGUUGUUACCGCGGGUAAGAAGGACGAGGAGGAUUCGGACUACACCCGGAGCCUGGCCGUGGAUAUUCCGGGUCAUCGAACUGACAUCCGCUCCAUCGCCCUGAGUUCCGACGACCGAAUGUUGGCCUCUGCAUCUAACGGCAGCCUUAAGAUUUGGAAUGUCAAGACACAAAGCUGUCUGCGUACCUUGGAGUGUGGUUACUCGCUCUGCUCCGCCUUCCUUCCUGGUGACAAGAUUGUCGUCGUUGGAAACAAGAAUGGUGAACUUGAGGUCUUUGAUAUCGCAUCUUCCACUCUUUUGGAUACGAUCAAGGCCCAUGAUGGACCAGUUUGGUCGAUCCAUGUCCACCCCGAUGGCAAGUCCAUGGUCAGUGGCAGUGCUGACAAAACCGCCAAAUUCUGGAACUUCCAGGUCGUCCAGGAGGAGAUUCCUGGUACUAAGAGAACUACGCCCCGACUGAAGUUGGUGCAUACAAGAACUCUCAAGGUUUCGGACGAUAUCCUCAGUCUACGCUUCUCGCCCGACUCUCGACUUUUGGCCGUUGCCCUCUUGGACAACACGGUCAAAGUAUUCUUCGUCGAUUCGCUCAAGCUCUUCCUCAAUCUUUACGGACACAAGCUUCCUGUUCUGAACAUGGACAUAUCCUAUGAUAGCAAGCUUAUCGUUACUUGCUCAGCUGACAAGACCGUCCGGAUUUGGGGCUUGGACUUUGGUGACUGCCACAAGGCAUUGUUGGCACAUGAAGACAGUAUUAUGGCUGUUGCGUUCGUCCCCAAUAACAAAGAAGGAAACGGGCACAACUUCUUCAGUGCCAGUAAGGACCGUGUGAUUAAAUACUGGGAUGGUGACAAAUUUGAACAUAUCCAAAAGCUUUCUGGUCACCAUGGUGAGAUUUGGGCUUUGACAAUCAGUCGCUCGGGCGAGUUCAUCGUCAGUGCUAGUCAUGACAAGAGUCUUCGCAUCUGGCAGCAAACCGACGAACUGCUUUUCCUUGAGGAAGAGCGCGAAAAGGAGCUCGAGGAGAUGUAUGACAACAACCUCACUGCUUCCCUCGACCAGGAGGAUGGCGAGGAUGGAGAGAAGGCCGAAGCUGGUGAUGCUGGCAAGCAAACCAGCGAAACUCUCAUGGCCGGAGAGAAGAUCAUGGAAGCCCUGGAUCUGGGCAUGGAGGAUCUCGAAGUCAUGCGUGAAUGGCGUGCUGUCAAGGCUGCUAACCCCAACGCCGCACCGCCAACGCGCAACCCUCUAUACCUGGCCUUGGGCAACGUCUCGGCUGAGCAAUACUUGCUGAACAUUAUGCAAAAGAUCCCAGCUGCGGCAGUUCAGGACGCUCUGCUUGUUCUGCCUUUCUCCAAACUUCCUGCACUGUUCACCUUCCUCAACAUCUUCGCCGACCGGGAAAUGAACAUCCCGCUGACCUGCCGUGUUCUUUUCUUCAUGCUGAAGACCCAUCACCGCCAGAUCGUCGCCAGUAAGAUGAUGCGGCCCAUGUUGGAUAGCAUCCGGUCGUCUCUCCGUCGCGUUCUGGCACGCCAGAAGGACGAGAUGGGAUUCAACCUCUCAGCAUUAACCUUCAUUGGCAAUCAGGUACGCGAGUCAAACACCAAGGAUUACGUUGAUGAGGACACUUGGGAGGAACAGCAUCCAGCCGCGGCAGCAGGCACGGGCAAGAAGCGACAGUUUGUCAGCGUUUCUUAAGUCUACGUCUACAUUAUAUGGGAAAUGUAUCUAUCUGUAUUUGUGCAUAUGAUUGGCGUUGCGAAUUUUCCAGUUGGAAUGUUUUGGUUCUAAAAAAGUUCUAUAUCCUUUGGAGUUGACGGGAGAAAAAGAUUAAUCUAGAUUUGAUCGAAAUGUCCUGAUAGACUCUUCAUUUAUUCUAUAUAUCAACUACCAACAGUAUAUUCCAUAAGUUAUAUCCGUAAGAGC